Messenger RNA from Amoebophrya sp. A120, 2339 nucleotides. The record is from the annotation of a GenBank genome assembly. Lineage: Eukaryota; Dinophyceae; Syndiniales; Amoebophryaceae.
GGCGGUGCAGAAGUGCAUGUACUUUUAAUGUAAUUGUUAUCCUUGUUUCUAUCGCAUUUUUUUACAAGAUCCAAGUUUGGGCCACUGUCAACCUCGGAAGACCUUGCUGCUGCUAUUCCGCCCGACCCUGGAAGUCCUGUAGCGGUUACGCAGCGAUAGGACCGGUUCUUAGCACAAUGAGCGGUAGUGACCACACGGGAGAGGACGAAGUCCACCAGAUCUGCUCGGUGGAUCCAGAGGCUGCAGCAGCCGGCAGCGCGACGGCUACGGGGACUUGCGUCGGUGCAAUGGCUAACGUGAACGCCGGCGAUAUCGUAAAAAGAUCUUUUGGCGUCGUCCGAUUUUGCAUUUUGUAUUUGUUCUCGAAAUAUCUACAUAUAGUAUUCCUGCACUUGCCACACGCAGCUCCAGCUUGCAAUAUUCUUUCUUGCAUUUAUUUUGUCACUUUGUAUUCAAUUUCAAGUUCCUGAGGCCACUUCUCUUUUUCGAUAUCAUAAGACUCAAGCUAAGGCAGUCGUUGUAUGACGCAACCGUUGGCCGGUGUCCCGAAGAAGCUUCGCAUUUCCAAAAUCGGCACAAUGGGUACAGUGAUAUGCAUUGAGCACUUGGCUAUCGUAUUCGUGUACGGUCCAACUGUUGUAUGAACGGGUUUUGUAAACUGGUCUUCGUCAACUCUCAAGAGCAGAACCAACACUUGGCAGUUCUACUUCUGACCGAGAAAUAGAUAAAAAAAAAGGUCAUCAGUACUACGAAUGAACAAGUUUCUUGGGCGUAACCGCAUAUGACAGCUUUGCGCAGGACAAAGAACUCUUGGAGCAGAUGGCAAUCUAGUCAUUCACUUGGAAAUCGUGAACGUGAACGUGUUGAUAACACCUCAACAACGGCGUCCUCGCGGCGAGGAGGUAUCCUGAGUAAAAACGUACCCACACCAGAGUCAGGAUGGGGAUUUUGCAACACAAACCUAGGAGUUUUGUGAGUCACGCAUGACAAGUUGCACUCUGCAGUGUAGUGCAGGUUAGCAUUUGCAGCAGCAUCACAGAUUCAUCUGCUCAUCCUGUUCACAGCAUCACAAAUUCCAAAACACGACUGGAAAUGGCUCUCAUGGGGAUGCGCAUUACAAGUCUUCCUGUCUUUGCAAAUCUGCAUUACAACUCUGGUGUGGGUACGUUUUUACUCAGGAUAGGAGGUGCAUCCGUGGUAGGCGGCGGCGGAGAAGGUGUAUCCCGGUGAUCGAGUAGGAGUACGUGUACGUGCAUCAGUGCCUACAAAAAAGAACUUCCUGCUGUCUUGCCCACUUCGAUUGCUGCCGAUGGCGAUGAAACGUCGCCAUGAACAUGAUAAUAUAAAACAAAGUAACUACCCUGUUUUAGUUUUUCCUUGCAUGGUUAUCGUUAUCAUUAUCACUUCACCUUUCAAUGGCGUCGUUCACGAAUAUGCGUCGAUAGUGCCGUGGAUAUUAACAAGCAAGAUGAACUGCCACUAACACACGACUGCGCUACUUUCCUUUGAUGACGAACCGGACCCGGCGCGCACGAACAGCAUAGUAGUACUUUUGCGCACAAAAGCAGUUCUCAGCUACAGCAGUACGCUAGUCAUGCUCCACCUAAGCCAACUGCUACUAAAGUGGGAGCAGCGGAUACGGCCAGCUGUGCUGCGCCUUGCAGUGCCGCUAUCCUGAGGAAAAAUCCGUCCACCCAACUCUCAGGGGAGAUUUUUUAGCAUAGCUACUGAUUCGUGUACUCCAAUUCGCUUGCACCGCCAGAAGUCAAGGAGACCACAUGAAACUGGUUCGCAGGCAAUUUCUUGUCAUGCCAUUCCGGGCAGUUCUUUCGUGUCAUGAUGAACUCGCAACGCCUUUACAGCCCAGACAGCACUACGGUUCGCAUCUCGUCGCUUCUAAACUGACGACUUGAUCUGUCGUGGCUGGCCAAUAGUAAUCUUAUACCCCUUUCUUUGCAUGUAACUAUGGGCAUGGGGUUGGGGCUUGUUUGUUUUUCACCUUGAUAGCAGCGUAUAACUACGGAGGACCUGCUGGCCAUGUGGACCAUGCCAAUGUAGAAACUUCUUGUUGAUUUAUUUCCUUGUGGAGUUGUAGGUAAAGGUAUAAUUUGUUUCUUGCUGCUCAAAGGGAACUACGCAAGGGUCUGGAAAUACGGCAACACGUAGCAGUGUUCAUCAUCAACAUUGGUAUUUAUAGGUGCUAGAAGAUAAUCAGAUUCGCCCUACACCCAUGCAGAAAUGCUACAGUGUGUGCGGGUUUGGUCCCCCCCGAACGACGUGUGCGAGUGUGUGGCCCACACCCAAGUCCGAAAAAACCUAGCCUCAUAACAGCCGCGCCC